Messenger RNA from Bactrocera oleae (olive fruit fly), 10358 nucleotides. Its product is annotated as collagen alpha chain CG42342. Gene Ontology annotation, biological process: extracellular matrix organization. Gene Ontology annotation, molecular function: extracellular matrix structural constituent conferring tensile strength. Lineage: Eukaryota; Metazoa; Arthropoda; Insecta; Diptera; Tephritidae. The record is from RefSeq and is a predicted model, not a curated record.
AGCAUUUAGUCGAAGAAUUAAAGUGGUUUUAAAUACAUUUAUGUCGACGGUUACGGACUCAACGCAGAAAAGUCCACAAUAUUCGAAUGCAAUGCAGCAGACGCGUUAAGUUGUAUGCAACAACAAAGUGUGCGCACGUUGUUAAUAAAUAAAAUUGUUAGCAAUAAAAAUAGAUAGCUUAAUAAAAUGAACAAUAAAGAAAGUAAAUCAAUAUAUAUGUAAAAUAUUUGCACACAGAUGCGGUGUUUACGUGAGUGUAAGAAGUUCGGUGCAUAGAAGAAAGUCAAGUGAAUUGUGAAGAAAUAUUAAAAGUGGAGUGUCAUCGAAAAUUAAAGGAGCAAGUUGAAAUUCUUAAAAUUUAAAGUGAGUGAAAUGCAUACUACAAGGCAAUAAAGUGACAACAACAAUAAUAUCGCAAACGACAGAAGUUAGUGAAAACCAAAACAUAAAGAACGGCAAGUCUAAGGCGGGGUGGAUUACAAAUCAAAUAAAAUACAUACAAUCCGAUCCGAACGGAAGAGGCGAAAAAAAAAGAAUAACAACAACCGCCGCGUGGCGCAACUGAAUUGUCAAAGAAAGAAUUGUAUGAAUAGAAUGACAACUGGGCAAUUUUGGUUUUAAGGACAAGCGACGAAGAAAAACGGCACAAAAAUAUACAACAUUACAAGAGUUGCCACAACCGAGUUGAAAGUAUCGUGCAAGAACAACAGUCAUAAAGCAGCAAGAACAGCAAACUUGGCAGACAAGCGCUGAGAGAGUGGAACAGCGGGCGCAGGCUGUUGUUAAAAUGGUUGAAACGAUGACAAUUGCCAGUUGUUGCAAGUAGCGUAGACUGUCAAAAACUUGUCAAACCAGCACACACAAGUGGCAGCGCACAGAAGCUGCAAGGGAAGUGGCACGACAACAAUACGAGCCGAACAUAAGAAACACUAGAACAAGCUGCAGCAGCUGAAGACCGCACAAACUAGUUUUUGUGUGUGACAAAACAAAAAAAAAAAAAAGAGAUAAAUAUAAAAUUUACGUUGUUUCCUUUUAGCACCAAAGUCCUUUUAUUUAUCUUAGGCGACACGAAGAACAAGAGCAACUAAUAAAACCAACAAAAGAAGUAGCACAAGCCUUACUCGAACCAAACAAAAAGUGUAUUCAAGCGCCGAAACAUUAAACCGACAGUGAGGACCAGAAAAGUGACAUCCACCAGAACCGAAGCUACUUGACGGCUUGAGGAGAGCAUAAAAAGCGCAGCAAAGCCAUAAAAGAGCUUGAGUUACGCAGAACACAGGAAAAGGUGUUACGAGGGCCGACAACCGUUACUUAGGUUAUGCAGCGUUGAAGUGACAACGCUGCUCAUACGAAUUUGUAACGCCAAAAGUUGGGGACGGCGACGAAGAGAGAGCGCUCAUGUGCUUUUGAUUAGAUCUUUUACGUUAGUGUGCGUAAGAGAAAUGUAAUCAUGCAGAUAAUGCGUGAAUACCUUCAAAUGACAAUAAUAACAACUGCUUACUAAUAGCUGCCACAACACAAGCUACAACAAGAGUAAGUUACCCUGAAGAGGAAGCAUACAAAUCAUAAGGACAAUAUUCACAAGUGAGUGAAAGCACGCUUCCUUUCUGGCAGGAUAUUCAAAUCAAAAGACGCAGCAGCUGCAACAACAACAACGGCACACACUAGCCGGAGGCAGAAAUAAAUGAGCAAGAUUGUUGGCGCACUGUGUGCAAUAUGUCCGUGAGGACAUCGGAAUUCUGUGCAAAACACAAGCGAGCAGGGCACAGCAUGACAACUGGAAUGUAAUAUUGCGCUGAUAACGGUGAACAAUGUUUGUGUGAUUUGAUAGCAACAACAAAGAGGAGAACAAUAACAAGAAACAAAAACCAAAAAGCAAGAAAAACAACAAUAAAUAAAUAAAAUAAAAUAAAAACAAUUACCUCAGACGCAAAGGAAAACAACCAACGGCAGAUUGCAGUCGACGGAAGCGCGACGUCAACGACAGCAUUCGCAAGCAGCAGCAAUAGCAAUUAGUCCAUAGUGCCACCGGUGUGUGACAACAGAGAAUAAUGCGCCAAGACAAGGCAAUACACGCAAGCCGGACGGCAGUCACGAGCAGUACACAAGGCGAAACACCAACGCCAACGUCAACAACAGCAACAGCACAAGUGUCCGCUGCAAUGUCGCAGCAACAACAACGAGUACACAAGGCCGCCACACAGCCAAAAGCAGCAUCAGCUGCCGCAACAGCCUCGGCAGGGUCGGCGAGUGCAACAGAAGGCGAAACCGAAACCGAAAACACGCCGUACGCGGAGCACCGUGUUGACAUGAGAUGUCCAAACAGUAUUCUCCAUGCUGCGCAGCAACAACAAAUGCCUGCAAUAGACAUGGCCUUGAGCGCCAGUGCUGCAUUGGAGGGCAGAAGCGGCAGCGCAGCGACGCACAAAUCACAUGGCCAGCAAACGGUAAUGCCAAAAGCAGUGCACACCGUCACGGCAGCCGAACUGCUAACGACAGCAGCAGCAACAAAAUCAACAAUAGAUUGCAAAACAGUGAACGUGCGUCGCCUGCCAGCAGUUGAUAAGGAUAACGAUAACAAAAGCAACAGCAGUACAUUGUUGACACAACAACAACAACAACAACAGCUGCAACAGCAACAACGAACCAUGGCCACCACAAAGUCAACGCCAGCAGUUGCAGAGAAGGCAGACAGCGCAUUCCACACAUCAAAUAUUUUCACUGCUGUCUGCCGGGGCUACAGUUGGGCCAGCGCCAAGGAUCGCACCAACAGCAAAGCGCUCUUCCAACUUCUCAAUAUGAUUUUUUUCAUGCUGUGCCUCAUUGCGUGCGCUUUGGCGAUGUACAGCAUUGUGCGGCAUUCGCGCAACGAGCAACGGUUGCGGCAAGUGUUGCAACUGGACGAACGAAUAAGUGCACUGGAGCUGAGGCUGCAAUUAUGUGAACAGCGCCAACAACCAAGACAACAACAUUUCGAUUUGGACACGAACCGGCCGCUAAAUAAUGAGCGCGCCAGCCCGGAGCUGGACACCGGUGAUUUGCAUAAUCAGCUAGGGGAGCCAUCAAAGCAAAUGUCUGUGGAUGUGACACAAACGCUGCAACGAUUGUCGCGACAGGUGAGCGAUUUGCAUCGUUUGCGUCGUGAUGUUUCGCAUUUGCAAAUGUCGCGUCGCCAACAGCAGCGCCGGCAGGCGAGUUUGGCGGCGGCGACCACCGUCGAUGGACUACUAUUGCAGACACCGCAGCAAACGCAUUCCGGCGAGUGUGGAUGUACGGCAGGGCCACCUGGACCACCAGGCCCACCGGGCAAACGGGGGAAACGUGGCAAGAAGGGCGACCCUGGCGAAAAGGGUGAUCCGGGCGUCAAUGGUGUAAACGGUGAGAAGGGCGCUGCCGGCAGACCGGGCGACAAAGGUCAAAAGGGUGAUGUCGGCCAUCCGGGCAUUGAUGUCUUCCAAACUGUGAAGGGGCUGAAGCGUUCGGUCACGACCUUACAUGGCGGCACUUUAGGUUAUGCAGAAAUUGUUGCUGUCAAGGGUUUGCAAGAAGCCGGUGUGAAUGUAUCAGCCGCCACUGUCAUACAAUUGAAGGGUGAACCUGGCGAACCUGGUCCACCUGGACCACCAGGACCACCUGGGGAGGCCGGCUCACCCGGCAUGAACGGCGGACGUGGACCACCUGGCGAAACCGGCCCAGCGGGACCUGCUGGACCACCUGGAGAACCCGGACCGAUUGGCCCACCUGGCGCGCCGGGCACACUGGGACCUAAGGGUGACAAAGGUGACCGCGGUGAUCGAGGUCUUACCACAACCAUUAAAGGUGACGAAUUUCCCACCGGCAUCAUUGAGGGGCCACCAGGUCCACCGGGACCACCUGGUCCACCUGGAGUACCCGGCGACCGCGGCGAAUUGGGCCCCGCUGGACCACCCGGACCGCCCGGCGAGAAGGGACCGCGCGGCAAACGCGGAAAACGGAUUUUCGGACCCGGCGGCGCUAAAGAUGAGGACUAUGAUGAUCCACCAGUACAACUGUUGCGUGGGCCACCCGGUCCACCGGGCAUGCCUGGCAAGGACGGACGCGAUGGACGUGAUGGCUCUAAGGGCGAUGCGGGCGAACCCGGCGAACCUGGUUCGCUGGGACCACGUGGUCUAGAUGGUCUGCCUGGUGAGCCCGGCAUUGAGGGGCCGCCUGGUCUGCCCGGCUAUCAGGGACCACCCGGUGAGAAAGGUGAUCGUGGCGAUAUUGGGCCGCCUGGUCUGAUGGGUCCACCAGGACUGCCCGGGCCACCCGGCUAUCCGGGUGUGAAGGGUGAUAAGGGUGACCGCGGUGAUUCAAAGUAUAGAAAAAUGCGCCGGCGACAAGAUGAGGGAAUGUCAGAUCAGCCACAUAUGCCAACCAUUGAAUAUCUUUAUGGUCCACCUGGACCCCCCGGUCCAAUGGGUCCACCCGGUCAGCCAGGUAAGCAUGGAGAACGUGGCAUGGAUGGACGCAAGGGUGAUUCGGGUGAUAAGGGACAAAAGGGAGACCAAGGACCAAUGGGUUUACCGGGUCCAAUGGGUAUGCGUGGCGAUUCUGGUCCAGUGGGUCCCUCUGGCAAAGCUGGUUUACCGGUGUGGGGCUACUAAUUCUAAACAGGCAAACACACACAAACUUAACAAUAAAUGAGUAGUAAAAACAAAAAUCAAAACAAAACAAAAAACGCUAACUGAAACGAAGUUAAUGAAACGCCAAAAUAGCAUAUAAAUUGAAAGCAAUGCCAACAAAUUAUUAAUGCAACAUACACACACACAUACUCAUAUGACAACAACAAUGAACACAAAUGCGCACAGCAAAUACAAUAACAAAUACAUAACGCACAACAUACAACUUGCAACAAACAACAUAAAAUAUUGCUACACUAAUACCUACAUGCAUACAAACAAUUUCAAAUACACACACACAAACAAUAUAAAUAAACAUAUAUGUGCGUGCAAAGAGUGCCACAUGCCACACUAAAGACCUUAAGUACUUCGAGAACCAAAACUAUGGAUAUGCAAAUAUAAUUUGUGACCCAAACGCAGUGAAAAAUCAGAAAUGCUAGCAAAAUCGAAAGUAAUAAGAAUAGAUAUCCCAAAAUACAUACAAACAUAUUUACACUCCGAAAUCAAAAGUCAGGUUUGUGCUUACUGUUAUUUGACCUUACAAAUUCCCACAAAAUCACUGAGAACAAAAGAAUUGCUAAUAGCUUACAGUUGAACUUCCCGAACUCCAACUCAGCAAACUACAAGCUUUCAACUUGCAACUAGAUACACAUACACGGCACAUAUAUACAUAUGUAUGCUCUUGUAGAAACAAAUAUAAACUUAAGUACUUAAGCCUAAGCAUAUAAAUAUUUAUUAAGAGCAUUUCUGAGAAGUGUAAAUAUGUCUCAAUCACAUCAGCAGAACGUAUUCCUAAAGAAUUUAAUUUCACAUUUUUAUGCAGCACAAGUUUCAAUUUUGCUAUGUUUCCUUCGUAUUCUGCCAUAAACCAUAAAUAUGCUGCACCAAAGUUAGUGGUAAAAACUUUAAUGAAACAUUUUAGUUGGUGAAUAAUAUUCUUCUUCAUAUCGCUAGGUAACGGUUUUUUAAUAUUUAAGCAUUUGAAGAACGUUAGACUUCGUUAAAUGAUUUCGGUGCUUCUCACAGACUUUUAGGCUAAUUACAAAAGUGUAAAUCUACCUAUCGAUUCUCUCACCUAUCUUACAGUGACUGUUCUACAUAUCGCGCUGAUCGGCCAUCAUUUUACUAUAGAGAUCUACAGAAUGGCAUCGGCAUAGUGUAAAUAGUUUAAAGCGAGGUCUCAGUCCAAAAAAUAUAACUCAAUAAAGUAGAGUUAUACUUCUAAAACUAAUAACUUAAGAAUGGCGAAUCGAACAACUAACUAACCAACUGAUAUAAAUGGUGAUAGACUGGUAUAAGCAAAUACAAAGAGAACAACAAGUGGUUAUACCAUAUUAAUGUGGUUUCUUGUAUGGAGUUUAACUGGUAACAUGUAACUUUUUUGUGCGAAGUUGUGAAUCGAAAACCACCAAUAUUUCAAAAUCAAAAUUAAUACGAAAAAAAUUAAAAAUUUUGUCGAAACAUUUUAUAACAUUAUGAAUAAUACUUGUAUAAUUUGUUCGACACAAUUUUCUGCACAUUUCAAAAUAGCGUAAAACCCGUAAUUGCUAUUGAAAAGAAGUUAUUUGGUAGAUAUAUAACAACAUAAAUUAUAAUUUUCCUGAAAAGCUUUUACACAGCAAAAUUUGUUUAAAAAGAUGAUUUCGUGCCCUGUUUAAUCACAACUUCAGUUCAUAAAUAUCAUUCAAGAUCUCGUGAAUGAAAAAUCACUGAAACGAUAGGUAGCUAGUAAUAUAUAUUUGUGGAUACUAAUAAGGUCCGUUGCAAGUUUAAAGCUUCUAAGAAGGACAAAAUAUUGAAAACAAAUUCAAAAAAAUGUUACUUAUCGUGCGCAUAAGGCGCAUUUCUUUCCAUUUUACUAAGUUUAGCAUUUUUUAAACUAGAAGAAAAACAAUGUCGUUGACUAUAUACUUACAUACAUAUGUAUAUAUAUGUAUAUAUAAACUACACUAAAUUUACGACGAAUUUUCAACAAACAACGCAAUAGUUCAAAAUAUAUUUUCUAAACCUCUGAAAAAAAAUAAACCAUAUCAUUUAUGCAUUUAACUAACCGAAUUAUAUCAAUAUACCCAUUUACAAGCCUACAAACAAUAACCAAUACAUACUUAAAACAAAAAAUUUCUUAGAACUUUCAAACAAAAAUAAGCUAAGUUCUAAUGCUAACUGCCUACCAUCAUGGGUACACAAACAGUAGGUAUGUACAUACAUACAUAAAUAUGAAAAGCAGCUUAUAACUUAAAACGUGAUUUUGCCACACAUUACACUGUUAAACAAAAUAGUAUUUAUGGCUUUACUUGAAAUUCCUCCUAAUUUAUUGUAUACCUUGAAUAGAAGUGCAGCUGCGCACAUAUACAUCUAUAUAUAAAUAUUUAUAUAAAUGUAAAUACGUACAUAGGUAAGAUAUUGAUUGACAUAUGCCAGAGUUAUUAGGGCGUGCAGCCAAAUAUUGGCAUAUGUGACAUAAAUAUUUAUAAGUGUUUUGUGUACCGUCCAUGGGCUUUGUCUACAUACACACAUGCAAACAUACAUUCACACACACACAUGCAUAGAAAUCUAAUUACAAAGAAUCUGCAUAUAGUACAUACAUAUAUACUUACAUACAUACAAGUAUGUAUCAUAUAUGCAUAUGAUGCGAACAUGCCGAGGCGUAUAAGCAACCAAGCAAUUAAGCUUUAGAAAAAGCAACCACACAUACAAACACACAACACAAACACACACAUACAUAUGAAUAUAAUAGUUAAGCAAAUACUAAUUUUAUUAAACUUAUACAAAAAUAUUGUAAAACCAACAGACGAUAGACGAUGUAUGUAUGUAAAGAGCCAAGCAUAAGAUAACAAGCUGUUAAAUAGUUUAUUUCAAUUGAAAAAGGAACAAAUUAUUGUAUACUAUUAAAGCAAUUGAAUAUGGACAUGCGAUAUUUACACACUCCCAUACACACGGGCACAUGUCAUAUUAUACAAUAUUGCUUAAAGCAGCAUUUGUGACAUAAACAAAAGCAAAUGCAAAUGAUACUUUUACUAAUGGCGAGCGAAUAUUGAAUACGGAAAAUAUUUACUUUGAGACAGGAGCAACUGUAGUCCGAGCAUUAGUGCAGAUUUACCGUGCAGCAAAAUUGUUGAUUGUACAAUAAUAUACACACACAGAUACACAUAUACGUGUGCGUAUGGAGCAGAGGGGUUUUUAAAAGAACGUUAAACGCAUGCCAAUGACUUUGGCGUUUGAUCAUACUUUUAGAAUUGACAAAUGAUAGCAUCUUCCAGUUUAUUGCAAACAUAAAGGGAAGACGUCUUUUGCAGUGAAUUGCUCGUAUAAGUAUAUAUUUUUAUAGCGUAGUGUGGUUGAAGUUGUAGACAGAGUGUAUAAUUUAAAAUAACGGAUUAGUUAGGCUGAUUAAUGCAAGUUUGAGAGGAGAUUUAUUGAUUAAUCGUAAUUUAAUUAUUUUUUCUUUGGAACCCUGUCUUUUCAUAACUCAGUGCUUGAAACACAAAACCUUGUCCAAUUAAUUUUGAUAGACCUUGCUGAGAUCACAGUCUCAAAAGUUAUUAAAAUUUUAAACUUGCAUUUCAACAAGAGUUUCGAACUUUUCAAUUAAAAAAUUUUGAACUAAAUAUUAGAUUUUCAAAUGAAAAAUCUGUAAUAAAAAAUUGAUAAAAUAAAAAUCGUUUGAAUGUGUAAAUUUGCAGGCCUUUGCUCUAGAUUAUUAGCAGCUCCACUUUUAAAAUAGUACAACACACAAGCGCGAAAAAUUUUAAAUUUAAAAACUAUUUUUAUUUUUUAAUUAAAAACAUGGGACUAAUUUAUUUUCUAUAAAUCCGGUUUUUAAAUUAGCAAUUUGUUAAUUAUUACUUCAAAUUAAGAUUUUCGGCAUAGCAAAAUAAAAAAAAAAUUUAUGUAAAUGUUAGUUAAAUUUUUUUUUGUAAUGCAUUAUUUGCAACCCUAAUUUCAGCAUACCCCGUAUGUUACGAUAUUUAAGCAUUUCUAUUUAAAAACUACUAAAUAUUUAGAAUUUUUAAUUUUUAAAACAAGAAUUUUGUUAGUUGAGAUUUAAGAAUAGAUAAAGCAGUAUCUUCGACAUCUUAUGGGUUUCAGCGACAUCUCAAUAAUAUGUAUAUGGUAAAUAUUGAAAUACAUUUAAAAAUCAAAUUUGAAAAUUAAGCUUAUAAAAAAUAUGCUUGAAGAUAAAUAUGCACACAUACAUAUAUAAAAAUAUAUGUGUGAUAAAAGAAUAAAUAAUACAAAAGCAAAAACAACAUUGAAACGAAAAGUGAUUUAGCUAAGCAAAUGAGUGUUUGAGAGUUUUAGCGCAAGAAAAACAUAGAAACUAAAACAAACAAAAUAAUAUUAAUAAUGAAAAGCUUGUAUUUAUGAAGAGUAACGGCAACUAAGGCAAUUACUUGUGUAUUAUAAAGAAAAUUAUGAAAUUUCCUUGUAUGUUUCAAUGUCAAUUGAGUUCAAUUAGUAAUGUUGCCAAACAACAAAAAUAAAUGAAAUGUGGCAAAGUUUUAAGCGUAAAAACAAGUAUCUCCGUCGAUGUCAAUUCCUCUAGCUCGUUCUCCAAAUCUCCUAUAAAAUAUACAUUUUUUUCGACUUAAAACAUGUAAUAUACAUACAUACAAAUAUUUAUAUACAUAUAUAUAUGUUACAUAUAUAAUAUUGUAAAUAACUAAACUAGUUUGCAAAGGAAUGCACGAUCCUUUUUGCCUAUGUAAAAACGUCCAAAAAUUUCACUCAACAAAGAACGCUCUCUCUUUUCCUUAAUCACAACAAACAUACUACUUUCGAACACGCUCAAUCCAUUUUACUUCAAAAUGUAUCAACUUCUCACAUCUACUUACGCUAAUAUACCUAUAUAUGUAUAUACAUAUAUGUAUACUUAAAUGCUAAAUGAACUUGUGUUCUUUGUUAGUUCUAGGCUAGAAUAAUGAAGUAAAAACCAACAAAAAAUACCUUUAAAGAUAAUAAUUAUACUAAAUUACAAAAAACAAAAAACAAAAAAAAAUAAAUAUAAACAGAAAAAUAUAUAACAGUAAAUUUAAUAACAAACAUGCAAGCAAAACCUAUAAAUAUUGUAUAUUGUUAACAAGUAUCUUUAUUUUCUGCAAUUAUACAUAAUUAAUUAUACAUAUAUUUAAAAUGGUAAACUAAUGUUUGUGUGUAGCAGUGUAAUUUGUAUUUCUAAAUGUCGAUUUAUGCAUAAAUAUCUACAAUUAACAGAGAUAACAAUAUCAAAAGCAUAUAAUUAAAACGCCAUGCCAUGCUUGUGCAACGCAUAAAUGUUUACAAAUCAAUUGAAAAGCCAAAAACGAGUUAAAAAUCGCCAUUGCAGUAUGUUUGUAUUGCAUUUUGCAGACUUCUUUUUUUCAAUUAUUUUGCGCAAACAAAGCAUUCGAUAUACAAACACAUUUCAGCAAAUAAUAACUAAAAACAUUUACUAACAAAGCAGAAGUACAUAUAUAUGCAUACAUAUAUAUGAUAUAUAUAUAAAUGAAUGCAAAUUAUGCUAAACACGAAAUGUGAAAGUGUUUUAUGAUAUUUAAUGUGAACAUUUUCCAAUAUUUUUUUUGUGCAUUUGCAAAUAUAAUAAAACAAAGAAUGGAAAUACUGAGUUUUUUACAAAUAAUCAACUAACUCUUUUUAUUGCUACUGCAUGGAGUGGGUAAAAGUAUUAACCGGUAACACACACACAUAUAAAUUAGUCAACUAAACUGGAGAAAAAAA